Molecule: messenger RNA, 4707 nt
Organism: Toxorhynchites rutilus septentrionalis
Lineage: Eukaryota; Metazoa; Arthropoda; Insecta; Diptera; Culicidae
Exons: 3
Coding region: 1-4707 (1568 amino acids)
Biological process (GO): DNA integration
Molecular function (GO): nucleic acid binding
Source: RefSeq, a predicted model, not a curated record
AUGUCCAGCAUUGAGAAUCAAUUAAAAGAGUUUGUAGUCAUCGGGAAGCAGAAGGAACCUAGAGAGAUAACCGAAGCUGUAUCCCAAGCAGGCCCUAGUGCAACAAAGGACUCGCCGAAGAAUCACCCUCGGCAGCACACAUCAAUUGGUCAACUGACGGAAAAGAAUGUCAAGCGCCAUUCGGAGAAUGAACAAAAUCCUAUUAAUGAAGAAGAUUGUGACAAAGAUGAUAUUGAAGAUGAAAUAAACACUAGCGAUGAGGAUGAGAAGAAGAGCGGGAAUGAAUCUCGAAACGGAAAACUUCCUAUCUUUUCUGGGAAGCCGGAAGAGUGGCCUCUGUUCUUCGGUGCCUACCAAGCGUCUAACGAAGCUUGCGGUUACUCCGAUGUGGAGAACUUGUCUGUUCCAAGGGUCAUCUCAAAGCUCCGUCAACUAUAUGGUCGCCCGGAACAGUUAUUACAAAGCCAUCUAGAAAGGGUUAAAAAGCUUGAACCUCCAAGAGCUGAUAAGUUAGCUAGUUUCAUUCCGUUUGGAAACGCAGUGGAACAGCUUUGUGAACAUCUGGAAGCUGCAGAUCUUACGUUUCAUCUGGUGAAUCCAAUCCUCAUUCAAGAGUUAGUCAAUAAGCUUCCGGGUGGAGAAAAGCGACAGUGGGUGCAAUACAAAAGAAAGAAGGAUGAAGUAACCUUACGUACAUUCACAGACUUCACCUCGAAAAUCGUGUUUGAUGCUUGCGAGGCAAAUGUAAACUACGAGUAUAAACCGGAUACUAGGUCUACAACCGGGACAAGCGGUAAAAGCAAGCCGAAGGAGAAAGCAGCUCUAUAUAGUCACAGCGAGAUGAACAGAUCUUAUUUUCCUGACCGAAAAAAACAGAAACCGUGUAGGGCGUGUCAGCGAGAAGACCAUCGACUUCGAUUCUGUCAAGAUUUUAAAUAUUUGUCUUACGCGGAUCGAAUGAAAAUUGUCACAAGAUGGAAACUGUGCACGAUAUGUCUCAAUGAGCACAGUGGGCAAUGUCGAUUUAAGAUCCGUUGCAAUGUAGGUGAUUGCAGAGAAUCUCACAAUCCGUUGACUCAUCCGAUGGCUACCGUAGUCGCCAUGAACACGCACAUUAAACCCAGCUGCACGAUGAUGUUUCGCAUGAUUCCAGUGAAGAUUCACUGUGGAGAGAGAUCACUGAAGGUGUUAGCAUUCUUGGACGAGGGAGCUUCCAUCACACUAAUAGAAAACGAGUUGGCAGAUCGUUUGGGACUCGUUGGAGUGAAAGAAAAGCUUGUUCUAAACUGGACUGCAGACGUUUAUAGAGUGGAGAAAAAUUCAAGACGUAUGAACCUUUGGACUUCUGCUGUUGGUGAAAAGAACCCUGAGAAAACUUUGCUACAGUCUGUGUACACUGUCGAAAAAUUGAAAUUGCCGCACCAAACUUUGAACGCUGACGAAUUAUCGGCACGGUACAAUCACAUGCGCGGAUUACCAAUUACAUCAUACGAUGGUCGUCCAGGAAUAUUAAUAGGGCUAGGCAACAUCCACUCGUUUGCCCCCCUGGAAGCGAAGAUCGGCACUACAAGCGAACCAAUCGCUGUCCGCUGCAAACUCGGUUGGACAGUUUAUGGGCCACGACGAGCAAAUUCUGAGUCACGAGACAAUUUACUAGGCUGCCACCGAGAGGUCUCCAAAGAAGAGCUUCAUGAUCUCUUAAAGAACCAUUACGCACUCGAAGAAUCUGUGGUGCGAGUGCGUCAAGAAUCGACUGAGGACCAAAGGGCUCGCUCGAUAUUAGAGCAAACUACGAAACGCGUGGGUGAACGAUUUGAGACAAGACUUAUAUGGAGAAAGGAUGACGUUUUCUUUCCGGACAGUUAUCCAAUGGCAUUGAAGCGGUUAAAGCAGCUAGAGAAAAGACUAGAGAAAUCGCCGGAGUUGUAUCAACAUGUUCGGAACCAAGUCGAAGACUACGUUGCUAAAGAAUAUGCACAUCUAGCCACCGAAGAAGAAUUAACCAGUACAGAUCGCAACAGAGUGUGGUUCCUUCCCCUGAACGUGGUUUUGAAUCCGAAGAAACCUGGAAAAGUCCGGCUAAUAUGGGACGCAGCAGCAACCGUCCAAGGAGUCUCGCUAAAUUCAAUGCUACUGAAAGGGCCAGACCUUCUAGUGCCAUUAUUAUCGGUACUGAUCAUCUUCCGCGAGAAGAGGAUUGCAUUCGGCGGUGACAUCAGAGAGAUGUAUCACCAAAUGAAAAUUAUAUCCAAGGAUAAAUCAGCACAAUGGUUCCUGUUUCGGAAGGACAGCAGUGAAUCACCAAGAGUAUUCGUCAUGGACGUCGCUACGUUCGGUUCAACAUGCUCCCCUGCAUCAGCACAAUACAUAAAGAACCGGAAUGCGGAGGAGCAUGCAGUUCAAUACCCGGAAGCGGCAGCGGCCAUCAUUACUCGACACUAUGUUGAUGAUUAUUUUGACAGCGUGGACACUGUCGAAGAAGCAGUAGAACGAGCGAAGCAGGUGAGGUUCAUUCAUAAACAAGGCGGUUUUGACAUUCGAAAUUGGGUGUCGAACUCGCCGGAAGUUCUCACUGCGUUGGGAGAAAUUGAACCCGUGGAACCAGUCGUUUUCAACCAAGACAAACAUACUUCUAAUGAAUGGGUACUCGGGAUUAUCUGGGAUCAGGAGUUAGAUGCCUUAGCCUUCUCCAUAACACACCGUGCAGAAAUUCAAGAGUAUCUGUAUGAGGGAAAGCGGCCUACAAAGAGAAAUGUUUUAUCCUGUGUAAUGGGGCUUUUCGAUCCCCUAGGAUUACUUUGUCCAUUCACAAUUCAUGGCAAGAUACUCAUUCAACACCUGUGGCGUAGCGGUUGCGAAUGGGAUCAAACAAUUGAUGAAAACUGCUGGGUCCAGUGGAAGCAAUGGAUAGGGUUGCUGCCUGAUGUCGAAGCUUUACGGAUUCCGCGAUGUUAUUUGGGUGAUGCUGUAUCUUCGAUGGUGGAUUCUCUCGAGUUACACAUAUUUACUGAUGCGAGUGAACAUGCUUAUGGUUGCGUAGCAUAUUUGCGAACAGUUAUCGAUGGAGAGGUUAAGUGUAGUCUGAUUAUGUCUCGAGCAAAAGUGGCACCACUAAAACGCCAGUCAAUCCCUAGACUAGAACUUUUGGCUGCUGUCCUUGGAGCUCGAAUGAGCCAAACAAUUUUGGGAGCAACUUCGUUGCAGAUUGAUCGCACUACAUUGUGGACAGAUUCUCGAACCGUGCUGUCCUGGGUCAAAUCCGAUCAAUACAAAUAUAAACAGUUUGUUGCGUUUAGAGUUGGAGAAAUUUUAGAUUUAACCAACAUGAGGGACUGGCGAUGGGUGCCAUCGAAACGAAAUAUUGCGGACGUGCUCACUAAGUGGGGUCGCGGUCCUCCAUUACAAAGGAAUUCGGAGUGGGUAGAUGGUCCGACGAUACUUUAUCAAUCGAGCUGUCAGUGGCCUUCUGCCGACCCAAUCGAUGAGACUAAUGAGGAGGCUAGAGGAUUAUUGUCGUUCCAUGAGGUGGUUGCCGUGGGCAAAAUUUCUUGUUGGACAAAGUUACUGCGGGUUACCGCUACCGUUGUUCGAUUUGUCACCAAUUGUAGGCUCAGGAAAGCCGGGUUGCCAACCAUUACUUCUCAGGCUACGGAGUAUCAACGUUCAGUGUUGAAGGCAAAAUUUCCAACUGUUCAACAGCCGCUUCAGCAAAAUGAACUUCAACAUGCAGAAAACAUUUUAUGGAAGCAAUCACAAUUUGAUAGUUUUCCAGACGAAAUGAGCGCACUCACAGAAAAUCUUCAACAUGAAACGGGACGCUCGCUGAGGAAGAUCGAGAAGUCUAGCAGCCUGUAUAAACUUUCUCCGACACUAGAUGCAGAAGGUGUUCUGAGAGUUCGUGGUAGAAUGGAAAUAAAUGAAGCAAUUCCAUUCGAUAAAAGAUUCCCGAUUAUACUAUCGGGGAAACAAGAAAUAACAAGAAAAUUAAUUAUGCACUUACACGAAAAGUUUGGCCAUGCAAACAGAGAGACUGUGUUCAACGAAUUGCGUCAGAAAUUCUGGAUACCGAACGCGCGUGCAGCUAUCCGACAGGUGUCCAAGGAAUGCGUGUGGAGCAAGGUGAAUCGAUGUGAACCUUCUAUACCGAUGAUGGCCCCAUUACCCAUUCAGCGCACUACACCUCACCUACGACCUUUCGGCGCAGUAGGAAUAGAUUAUCUGGGACCGGUUGACGUAACGGUUGGCCGCAGAAAUGAGAAACGAUGGGUAGCGGUGUUUACGUGUAUGGCUGUUAGAGCCGUACACUUGGAUGUGGUCUAUAGUCUGAGCACACAAUCUUGUCUGAUGGCGAUCAAAAGAUUCACGAGCAAACGAGGAGUCCCAGAACAAAUAUUUUCGGACAAUGCUACGUGUUUCCAUGGAGCAAAUACCGUCAUGAGAGGCGAAAUAAACAAAAUCAACCACGAGUGUGCACAGAAAAUCAUAUCACCUGUUACAUCGUGGCAUUUCAACCCUCCCGGAACACCGCACAUGGGCGGUGUUUGGGAACGGAUGGUACGGUCCGUCAAAGAGGCUCUACGCACAUUGGACGACGGACAAAGAAUGACGGAUGAGAUUCUCGUAACGUCGUUAGCAGAAGCUGAGGACUUGAUAAACUCCCGCCCGUUGACGUAUAUUCCACAAGAAUCAGCCGACGAGGAAGCGUAA